This is a messenger RNA of Canis lupus familiaris (dog), 2422 nucleotides long. RefSeq names its product FYVE, RhoGEF and PH domain containing 2 (gene FGD2). Lineage: Eukaryota; Metazoa; Chordata; Mammalia; Carnivora; Canidae. The transcript has 16 exons. Gene Ontology annotation, cellular component: cytoplasm. Gene Ontology annotation, biological process: cytoskeleton organization; filopodium assembly. The coding region runs from base 212 to 2185 and encodes 657 amino acids. Gene Ontology annotation, molecular function: guanyl-nucleotide exchange factor activity; metal ion binding. The record is from RefSeq and is a predicted model, not a curated record.
CUUUCCCCUUCAGGGCUGUGGCUCCAGGACCACUUCCUCCUUCCUCACUCUGAAGGAGGGAGCAGGCCUGCUGAGCUCCUUGGAAAGACCAGAGCACCUUCCAGAUGCCUUAGCCUGUCUGUGACCCCAGGUGGGAGUGCCCGAGGGUGCCAAUUGGAGGCCUCCCUCCCUGUUUCAGGGGUAGCUGAGGACCACCCCAGAGACCUGCAGAAUGGAGGGAGAGAGUAAGGAGAAGCUGGCAUCUGUGUCCAAUCUGGUGACUGUGUUUGAGAACAGCAGGAUUCCAGGAGCAGCAUCCAGUGUCAGCAAGCUGGAGAUUGAACAUCACCACCCUGGAUGCAGGUCUCCCCCACCCGCAGAGCCAUUGAAGGAGCCUAACCUUGGGGAGACCCUGAAGGGGUCUGAGCCCAGGAUGGUCAGCAGGAGGUACCUGAGCUCCCUGAAGAACAAGCUGUCCAGUGGGGCCUGGAGAAAAUCUUGCCAGCCUGGGACCGACCCUGGGCCAGGGACACAGGAGCCUGAGGAAAAGAGGAUCGUCCAGGAGCUACUGGAGACAGAGAAGGCCUAUGUGGCACGCCUUCAUCUGCUAGACCAGGUGUUCUUUCAGGAGCUACUGAGGGAAGCCCGCAGCAGCAAGGCCUUCCCUGAGGAUGUGGUCAGGCUCAUCUUCUCCAACAUCUCCUCCAUCUACCAGUUCCACGCUCAGUUCUUCCUCCCGGAGCUGCAGCGGCGACUGGAUGACUGGACAGCCACCCCCCGCAUCGGCGACGUGAUCCAGAAACUGGCCCCAUUCCUGAAGAUGUACAGUGAGUAUGUCAAGAACUUUGAGCGAGCUGCUGAGCUGCUGGCCACCUGGACUGACAAGUCUGCACCCUUCCAGGAGGUGAUCACCCGCAUUCAGAGCAGCGAGGCCUCCGGCAGCCUGACUCUGCAACACCACAUGCUGGAACCCGUGCAGAGAAUCCCACGCUACGAGCUGCUGCUCAAGGAGUAUGUUCAGAAGCUGCCAGCCCAGGCCCCAGACCGGGCCGAUGCUCAGAAAGCGCUCGACAUGAUCUUCUCAGCCGCUCAGCACUCCAACGCGGCCAUCAGUGAGAUGGAGCGGCUGCAGGACCUGUGGGAGGUGUACCAGCGCCUGGGCCUCGAGGGCGACAUAGUGGACCCCUCCAACACCCUGCUCCGCGAAGGCCCUGUCCUCAAGAUCUCCUUUCGCCGCAGCGACCCCAUGGAACGCUACCUUUUCCUGUUCAACAACAUGCUGCUCUACUGUAUACCCAAGGUCAUCCAGGUGGGCGCCCAAUUCCAGGUGAGGACCCGCAUCGACGUGGCUGGAAUGAAGGUGCGGGAGCUGACGGAUGCAGAGUUCCCCCACUCCUUCCUGGUGUCCGGGAAGCAGCGCACCCUGGAGCUGCAAGCCCGGUCCCAGGAAGAAAUGAUUUCCUGGAUGCAGGCCUGCCAAGCAGCCAUUGACCAAAUCGAGAAGCGGAAUGAAACCUUCAAGGCUGCGGUCCAGGGCCCAGAGGGAGACACCCAGGAGCAGGAGCUGCAGUCCGAGGAGCUGGGCCUCCGGGCGCCGCAGUGGGUCCGGGACAAGAUGGUGACCAUGUGCAUGCGCUGCCGGGAGCCCUUCAACGCCCUGCGGCGCCGCCGCCACCACUGCCGAGCCUGCGGCUUCGUGGUGUGUGCCAAGUGCUCCGACUACCGGGCUGAGCUCAAAUACGAUGACAACCGGCCCAACCGGGUCUGCUUCCACUGCUACACGUUCCUCACCGGAAACGUGCUCCCGGAGGACAGGGAGGACAGGAGGCGGGGCAUUCUGGAGAAAGGGUCCAUGACAGGGUCUGAGCAGAGCCUGAUGUGCAGCUUCCUUCAGCUGGUUGGGGACAAAUGGGGCAAGAGCAGCCCCCGGGGCUGGUGUGUGAUCCCCCGGGAUGACCCCCUGGUCCUCUAUGUCUACGCUGCCCCUCAGGACAUGCGGGCUCACACCUCCAUCCCCCUGCUGGGCUACCAGGUGACUGCUGGGACCCAGGCAGAUCCCCGGGUCUUCCAGCUGCAACAGUCAGGGCAGCUUUACACCUUCAAGGCUGAAACUGAGGAGCUGAGGGACCGCUGGGUGAAGGCCAUGGAGCGGGCGGCCAGUGGCUGGAGCCCCAGGGGGCCCAAGGAUGGAGACCUGUCUGACUGACCCACAGCCGGCCACUCUCCCCUUAAGAGCCAGGCUCCUGGCACGGGCUGACCUGCAGCCUCUGUGAUCCACCACGCCAGCCUGAGCUCUCAGAUAACCAAUUUCCAGGGGCACCUGGAUGACUCUGUAGAGCAUGCGACUUUUGAUCCCAGAGUCAUAAGUUUGAGCCCCAUGUUGAGUGUAGAGAUUACUUAAAAAAAUAAACUAAAACAAACAACCAAUUUCUAGUCAUUGGCA